AUGACCUCAUCGACUACUGAUAAUCAUCCAAAUACUUUUCUUGAUCAUCAAUGGAUUAGUAGUGAUCAAGCAGCGGAAUAUUUAAAAACAAUUAAAGAACGAACAGAUAAUCAACUCAGAGAUUUUUCAUUACUCUUUACUCCAACAUUUUCUCCUGGUCUAAUUGUGAAACAAUAUCGUUAUAAAAUUCUUCUUGUUGGAUGUGGCAAAACUAGUUUAAUACGUGCUUUGAUGGGUAAAGAAUUUUCAACAAUAAAUGCACAACCAACACUUGGUAUUCAAACAACAAAUAUCUAUUGGCCUGUAAGAGUAAAUCAACCUAAUAAACCAAUAUAUUUGUUUCGACUCGAUUUCUGGGAUGUUGGACAUACAAGUUCAACUAGAUUUGAUUAUAUUGAUAAAGAUUCCGUCGAUUCACUCGAUAUGAUACUUUUUAUUAUUUCAGCUGCUGAUCGUGAAAGUUUCAAUGAAUUACCUACAUUAAUUGAACAAAAACGUAGCCAAUGUAGUACAAACCGUUCAUUUGUUAGCCUGGUUUUUGUUACUAAAUUUGAUCAACUAGCUGUAUUAACAGAAAAUGAUACGAAAGAAUUUCAAGCUAAAUAUAAAAUUCCUGUAUACCUAUUCUCUAGUACAAAUUCAAAUAUCCGUUUAGCAACAUUUUAUUUGAAUUUAAUUGCUGAAAAACUUUACCAACGUGAUCUUGAAUUAACUGGUCAAGUUUUGACAUAA
Messenger RNA from Rotaria sp. Silwood2, 732 nucleotides. The record is from the annotation of a GenBank genome assembly. Lineage: Eukaryota; Metazoa; Rotifera; Eurotatoria; Philodinida; Philodinidae.